AUGAUUAUGAAAUCUGCUACCGAAGCGCCUGAUUUCAAUCCCUCGCUCCAACCCUCCCCAGAUCGAGCUUACUCCUAUGCCGAAGCCUACAUCCCCGCACUCACAACGCAAUGUCACGCGUCAAGCCUUCUCCUCCUACCUAACGGCGACUUGCUAUGCGCCUGGUUCGGUGGCAGCAUUGAAGGCCGGCCCGAUAUUUGCAUUUACAUGUCCCGGCUUCCGGCCGGAGCCAAGGUCUGGACCCCAGCUGUGAAGAUGACACACGAUCAUACGCGCAGCGAGCAGAACCCUCUAUUGUUCCGCGUUCCUACCACUGGAGAGAUCCGACUACUAUACACAUCCCAAGAUGCCGGGAACCAAGACUCGGCUAUUGUGAAGCAAUUAAUCUCCGUCGACAACGCAGUCAAUUGGUCGGGCCCGACUAUCUUAUUCAAUGAGCCGGGGACGUUCAUUCGACAGCCGGUCAUCGUGUUCAAGGAUGGGACAUGGGUAGUCCCAAUUUUCAAAUGUCGAGCUGAGCCAGGCGAACGAUGGCUUGGGAGCGACGACAUCUCGUGUAUUCGGAUAUCCAAGGAUGAAGGACAAACAUGGGCGGAGAGAGAUAUUCCGAAUAGCUAUGGAUGUGUACAUAUGAAUAUCCAGCGGCUGAAGAGUGGCACAUAUCUUGGGCUAUUCCGAAGUCGGUGGGCGGAUAAUGUUUAUUUGUCGACAUCUCCAGAUGGGUUGGACUGGAGUGAGCCCAAAGCCACCGUUCUUCCCAAUCCAAAUGCGGGUAUUUGCUUUGAUGUCCUGCCUUCCGGUCGGAUUGUGCUGGUUUAUAACCAUUCCUCUAGAGAGGAUGCUCUUGGUCGGCGCGAUGGUCUUUACGACGAUAUCAGCGAUGGUACUGAUACGCGCGCUAACCAGGCGAGUAAGCACGGGAAAGAAGCUUUCUGGGGUGCUCCACGCGCGCCAUUGUCUGUUGCGUGGAGUGAUGAUGAGGGGGCAACCUGGAAGUGGAAGACACUUGAGGAAGGUGAUGGGUUCUGUUUGACGAACAACAGCGAAAAGAAGCUGAAUCGCGAGUUGUCGUAUCCUAGUAUCUUGAUUGAGAAGAACGGCGUGAUACACAUUGCUUUUACUUUCUGGAGACAGCGUAUCAAGUACGUUCGACUCGGGGAGGACUUUUUCUGA
This is a messenger RNA of Penicillium longicatenatum, 1173 nucleotides long. RefSeq names its product sialidase family protein. Lineage: Eukaryota; Fungi; Ascomycota; Eurotiomycetes; Eurotiales; Aspergillaceae. The record is from RefSeq and is a predicted model, not a curated record. Bases 1 to 1173 code for a protein of 390 amino acids. The transcript has a single exon.